AUGGCCGAUACGCUCCCCAUCGGUUGUCGGUUUUCUCCGUCCGACGAACAACUCUUCUUCUAUUACCUUGCGCAUAGGGUGAGAGGGGAUUUAUCGUUUUCCGGAUUCAUACCCGAGUUCGACGUGUACGAGAAGGAACCGUGGAAGUUCUUCGACGAGGACGCGGACAGGAGCUUGUACUUCUUCACCAAGAUCAAGAUGAAGAAGUCCAGAGCGGAAAGGACGGCGGGGUCGGGAUUCUGGAAGGGGGUGAAAACCACCGACAUCGAAGAUCAUCAGGGCAAUAUCGUCGGCCACAAGAAGCACUUCAACUUUAAAGCGAAAGACGGCUCGUCUUUCGAACGCGAAAACGCAGCAAAGGGAUCUUGGAUCAUGCACGAGUACUCCAUGCUUAAGCAAGAAAUUGUUCUAUGUAAAAUCCGAUUCAAGAAGGAAGAAAGCAGGGAAAAACAAGGCACUACGAUUUUCCUAAGCAUGCCUGUCGAACUCGAGAAGAUCACCGACUCAACGAAUCUUCCGACUUCAACCGCAACAUCGAUGUGCCUCACCAAGACAUCAACAUGGAACCAUCGGAAGCAAUGUCUCCCUUUUCGGGUCCUCAUGUUGAUCGGCAACCAUGGUAUUGCACAGGUUCGGAGGGGGAAUCCUUCACGUUGGCAUCUCAACCGUGCUUAG
Molecule: messenger RNA, 675 nt
Organism: Syzygium oleosum
Lineage: Eukaryota; Viridiplantae; Streptophyta; Magnoliopsida; Myrtales; Myrtaceae
Product: NAC domain-containing protein 72-like
Exons: 2
Coding region: 1-675 (224 amino acids)
Biological process (GO): regulation of DNA-templated transcription
Molecular function (GO): DNA binding
Source: RefSeq, a predicted model, not a curated record